AUGGGAGAAGUGAUCCGCGUUUCUGGCAGAGCACCGGAUGUCGGGGAGUUCCUGAAGGAGGCGAUGCUGUCCCAGAGAUUCGCCGACGUUGCUCUCUGCUGUCCUGGCGGCCAGAAAUUCUUGGCGCAUCGUUUGGUCCUAUCAGCCGCUAGUCCUUACUUGCAGGAAGUGUUGCUGGCGCAUAGCAAAACCUCUGGACAUUGCGAGCCAAUCACGGUGAUCCUCGCGGAGGUGGAGGCACCGGAACUCGCAGCGAUCCUUGGUUUCGUGUACACGGGUACCGCAACGGUGCCCCGUCCGCGUCUGAACGCGUUUCUGCGCGCUGCGGAGGCCCUGCACAUCAGGCUGCCGCCAGUCCCGGUCGUGAUGACCUGCGCGCAGCCGCACUGCAACCACGAGGACAUCAAAGACGUGAAGAUCAACCCAAAGUAUUUGCGGUGCGAGCAGUAUCCGUGCUGCGACGGUUGGUACCGGCCAACCGGGCCCGAUCAAGACGAUGGAGGUCCAGCGAGCAAGGAGGAACCCCCCUAUCCGGCGAUCGAGUCCUUGGUAGCCGCGAGAGAAAUCGGACCGCUUCCUGAAUCGAUGAACUUUGCCGGGCCGAGAUACGGCCCGGGCAGAUAUUGCUCUACAACCUGGCCCGUUCCCGCUUUCGUAAAUGCCAGCCAGGAAAAGAUCGUCCGAGGCGCAGAUCGGACGUCGGAUAACGAAAGGACGAAUCAGACGGACGUGAGGAGGUAUCGUCCUGCCUCGAUGGCGCCCAGAAUCGAUAGGAUUACCGAGCCGAGCGACAGCAACGCGGAACGUUCGCCGGUCAAGGCCCAGCAGGAAUUCUGUUUCACGAGGUGUCCUUACAAAGUCCACGGGGACCUGGACCCUCUCGAGCUCAGGAUCAGAAACGAUGAAACCUGCACGGGGAUCAACGCCGACGACGAGACCGUCCAGGAGGACAGAGGACAUCGGUUCACUGUGAUCCGUUCGGGGAUUGGCUCCUGUCAGAGCGGCGGUACGGCAUCCCUGGAAUCGUCGGGUCGCACGAGGUCGUUGGAUAAAUCAGAUUACGGCGAGGAUUUAACUUGCGGGGAAAGUUGCUACGGUUGGAAAACGCCGAAGAGGCACGUGGCCAAUCGCGUGAUAGCCUCGCCGUGGAGACAAACCGUCAGGCCUUAUCACUUGCCCAAGCUGCAGCCGAUCGUCCUUCAGCCCCACGCGGAUCACGUCGAGAUCGGGGAGAGCCAGCGUCCACCGGAAGCAGCAGCACGGCCUGUCGCGACCUCCGGCAGCCCUGAUCGGCAACCCUCCAAAAAUACCGUGUCCAUCGAUCAUUAUUACGGUUUCCAAGUUCCUAUUAGUAACAAUGGUCCCAGGUUGCUGGACCCUGGUGUCGUUCCAGAUACGCGACACCAAGAGUUCUACUCGUCGCAGAUGAUCCCUUUCAUCGCCACGACCGCGCAGACCACCGUCCCGACGAUCAACAACGACGUCGGAAGCAACGAGACGCUUUUGCAACCGCAGAACAACGCUGUGUCUACCACGACCAGGUCCCUGUUGACCAACGAUAACGAAAACGUUAAUAGACAGGCUGGUUACUUCGGGCAAGUUGUUCCCCAUCCGCCCCAGAAGCCGGAAAUCUCUCAUCCUGUGAGCAGACUGUGCGACACGAUCGAACCCGACGUUAAAAACGAUUGUUUCGCGAGUCUGGGCACCGAGAGGCCUGAAACAGAGCAGCGAAACGAAGAGAAGCUCGCGGAAAGGCUCGUUGUAAAUAGCGACAACAAUAACAACGAUUCCAUUGUCGGGAAUGAUGUUCUUCGGCGUGGGAGGCCGGCCGGAGGGGAGGAGAAUCAUAGGUGCGACCAGUGCGGGAAGAUUUUCGUCACCAGGGCGUCCCUCAAGGUACACGUACGGACCCAUUCGGGGGAGAAGCCGUUUCGGUGCGCCGAUUGUGGCAAACAGUUCUCGCAAUUGCGUAAUUACAAGUACCAUCGGAGCGUCCACGAGGGCACCAGAGAGUUCGCGGCCACCUGCCCGGAAUGUGGCAAGUACUUCAACGAUCGUGGCUAUCUGAGCUCUCACAUGAAGAUCCACCGCAACCGGAAGGAGUACGGUUGCCAGGAAUGCGGAAAAAGCUUCAACCAGCGGGUCGCGUACAACAUGCACGUCAGAAUACACACGGGCGUGAAGCCUCAUCAAUGCGAACAAUGCGGGAAGGCAUUUUCGAGGAAAAUGUUGCUCAAGCAGCAUUUGAGGACCCACUCGGGCGAACGACCCUACCAGUGUCAGGUUUGUCAGAAGGCUUUCGCCGAUAGGUCCAACAUGACGCUGCAUACCAGACUUCACUCCGGAUUGAAACCGUACCAAUGCACGCUCUGCUCGAAAGCUUUCACCAAGAAACAUCACCUGAAGACGCAUCUGAAUUAUCACACCGGCACCAAGCCUUACUCCUGUCCAAACUGCGGACUAAGAUUCUCGCAGAGCAGUAACAUGAGGACACACUUUAAGAAGUGCACCGUCAACAAUCCCGUCGAGGCGAAGAACACGCAGACCGAUGCCGUCGCCGUCGCCGUCGCCGUCGCCGCCGCCGCCGCCGCCGCCGCUGUUGUUGGAACAGAGUCGUCCAGAGUUGUUCAGACGAGAAUGAUCUCGAGGACGCCCACGGACGCCCUCACGCCACCGAAUUCGGAUCAGGAAUUGAGCAUCCUGACGCCCAUUUCGAAAACCAACGAUGGAACUUGCACCUAGUGCGACGAGCAUCCUUCAAGUACGUACUCUUCAGAUUAUGCUAGACCGUAGAUUACGUGUAAAAUACUCUGUACCGUAAGAAUCUUUGUUUGUUGUUAAAUUUGUCCAACGACUGGAUGGCACGAGUUUCACAAACUCGCGGACGUCUAACGUUAGGUUCUAGCGAUUAAUGCGCGGAAAUGGUUGAUACAACUUCUG
Molecule: messenger RNA, 2940 nt
Organism: Colletes gigas
Lineage: Eukaryota; Metazoa; Arthropoda; Insecta; Hymenoptera; Colletidae
Exons: 4
Coding region: 1-2742 (913 amino acids)
Biological process (GO): regulation of transcription by RNA polymerase II
Molecular function (GO): protein binding; RNA polymerase II cis-regulatory region sequence-specific DNA binding; DNA-binding transcription factor activity
Source: RefSeq, a predicted model, not a curated record